Molecule: messenger RNA, 1520 nt
Organism: Mytilinidion resinicola
Lineage: Eukaryota; Fungi; Ascomycota; Dothideomycetes; Mytilinidiales; Mytilinidiaceae
Exons: 1
Coding region: 372-1298 (308 amino acids)
Source: RefSeq, a predicted model, not a curated record
CGCGAGGAGCGUAGGGUAUCCUAUCGUCUUACAAGCUUCCUGUUUUACAACCUAAUUCACAACUACCACUUCAGAUACAUCCUGAUACGAUAUCUAACGGUCCAUCAUGUGUUAGGCGUCACGACUAAUCGGAGAAUCACUGUUUACCCGAUUCGGUCCCUGGGUCCUUCAAUCGUCACCGCUCUUUGUUUUGUUGAGAUUACAGCGAGGUUCUUUCAAACACAAAGAAACCUCCAUUUGGAACGUCUUUCACGCGGCCAAUUCGACGGCGAAUAGAACAAUUCGGUCCUCAACAUCAUCAAUUACCUCUCAGAGAGUCUAUAUCGACGAAGCUUAGAAUUUAUCAGUUUGAAGCCAUCAUCCUCACCAACAUGGCGAGCUCAACACCCUCACCCUUCCUGCGUCUCCCCGCGGAGAUCCGGCUCAUGAUCUAUGAGCUGCUCAUCCUCCCCAAUUCCACAAAGGCGCUCGAAGACGACGACCCAUACACCCUCUGCGUCGCAACCAUUAACCCCAGCACCACCGCAGCUCCCAUAGCCCCCCUCCGAACAAUAUACCACACGCACCCCCCUCGCCGCGGCUUCCUCCCCAUCUCCUCCCUCCCGACCACCUGGACCAUCAAACCUCCCCAAUCCGCCGCCCACCUCCGCGAAACGCUCCCCUCCCUCCUCCCCCUCAACCGCCAAAUCUACAACGAAGCCGCCACGGUCCUGCACACGACCUACACCCUCUCCUUCGGCGCCAACAUCGACGCCAUCAGCCCCUUCUUCCGCGACCUCAGUCCCCUCGGCAAGCGCGCCGUGCGCAAGCUCUCCAUUACAAAGCAGGCGCUGCCCUUCGUCAGCAGCAGCCGGGAGGAUGACUGGCGCGCCGCGUGCGCGUGCUUGACGGCGCUCACAAACCCCAACGACGCGAGCGUUCGCGAUGACGGGAGCCCCGCGCAGGAGCCGAUGCUCAACCUCACGCACUUCACGCUCGCGGUCGAGACGGCGGACCAGCCGAGCUACCCCUCGGCGUGGGACCUGAUUGCGCCGGCGACGGCCGAGGAGUUUGCGCUGCUGGCGCAGAUUCGGCGCGAGGACUGGGGGUUGAGCACGCAGGCGGAUAUGCUGUGGGCGGAGGAGGCGAGGCGGAUUAGGGUCGCACGGACGGGCGUGGUUAAGGUGGAGAGUGUAGGCGCGCAGUGUCCGAUUGUGAGGGCGCAGAACAUUAAGUUUUGGGUUAAGAUUUCGAAGAGUAUUGAGGGGUUUGGGCAUUGGAUGAGGGAGGGGAUGGUGAUGAAGGGGGAGGCUGUUUGAGGGGGAUGGAUUGAUGAGGACGCAACGCUAGAUUCAUGAUUGACGGAUAGGUAUGUUUUAUGAGGCAUUUGCGUGGGACAUUGAAGAUAGCAUAUAGAGCGUUAUUUCGCGAUCAAUGAUGGCAUAUCUUUCUAGGACAUUAUUUUGCUGACCUCGUUCUGACAUCAGUUGGAGUACUUGACAUUUUCUGUUCUUUGGAUGAGACUUAAACUUAUGUUCCGG